AUGACCCCAAGUCCUGCUGUGGAGGAGUUAGUGCUGGGAUGUGAGGAUGGAGAGCUGAGGAGGGGUGAGAUCACAGAAGAUGCUAGCCCAAUGCUGGAUGGCCAAGCCCCGACAGAGGCUCAGGAUGCAGAGGAUGGUCCAGGAUCCGCAGAGCCAGGAGACCCGCUACGGAGGCCUGAGACCCAGCAGCAACCCAACUCUGGGGCAGGGCACUGGUGUGUCGGGUGGCGCGCCUGGGCAGUGCUGGGAGCCCUGGGGCUGCUGGCUGGUGCAGGCGUCAGCUCCUGGCUUCUAGUGCUGUAUCUGUGGCCAGCUGCCUCUCAGCCCACUCCUGGAACCCUGCAGGAUGAGAUGACUUUGAACUGCUCUGAGGCCAGCAGUGAGGAAGCCAUGCUCCCCUCGAUUCCCAGAACAGUUUCUUUCAGAAUAAACACUUCUGAGGACUUCUUGCUGGAAGUACAGCUGAGGGCCCGGCCAGACUGGCUGCUGGUCUGCUACGAGGGCUGGAGCUCUGCCCUGGGGGCGCGGGUCUGCAGGAGCCUCGGACAUCUCAGACUCACUCACCAAAAGGCAGUGAACCUGUCUGACAUCAGGCUCAACAGUUCCAGGGAGUUUGCUCAGCUCUCUCCUGGACUGGAAGGCUUCCCGGAGGAGGUGUGGCAGCCUAGGGACCGCUGUGCUUCUGGUCAAAUCGUCUCCCUCAAGUGCUCCGAGUGUGGGGCCAGGCCCCUGGCUUCCCGGAUCGUGGGCUGGCAGGCAGCGGCUCCCGGGCGAUGGCCCUGGCAGGCCGGCAUGGCCCUGGGCUCCCGGCACAUGUGCGGGGCCUCCAUGCUGGGCCUGCGCUGGGUGGUGACCGCCGCGCACUGCACACACAGUUUCAGGCUGUCCCGUCUGUCCAGGUGGCGGGUCCAUGCGGGGCUGGUCAGCCACAGCACGGUCAGGCCACACCAAGGGGCUGCAGUGGAGCGGAUCAUCACCCACCCUCUGUACAGAACUCAGAACCAUGACUAUGAUGUGGCCCUCCUGUGGCUCCGCACCCCACUGCACUUCUCAGACACCGUGGGCGCCGUAUGCUUGCCGGCGGAAGAGCGGGAUUUUCCGAGGGGCUCGGAGUGCUGGGUGUCUGGCUGGGGCCACACUGACCCCAGCCACACCCACAGCUCCGACGUGCUCCAGGACGCCGUGGUGCCCCUGCUCAGCGCCCAGCUCUGCAACAGCCCUUGCGUGCACAGCGGGGCCCUGACGCCCCGCAUGCUGUGUGCCGGCUACCUCGACGGGAGGGCGGAUGCGUGCCAGGGGGACAGCGGGGGUCCCCUGGUGUGUCUGGACGAGGGCACGUGGCGCCUGGUGGGGGUGGUCAGCUGGGGACACGGCUGCGCAGAACCCAGCCACCCCGGAGUCUACGCCAAGGUUGCCGAGUUCCUGGACUGGAUUCAGGACAGCGCGGCGCAGGUUCACUAGAUGGAGGAGAAGCAGCCCUGGACGCAGAAGGCAUGGAUCUCUUUUCAGUGCACAGGAGACCGUCACCACCCACUGGCCAGCCUCCAGGCCACUGUGCCUCUCUCCUUGGGCCCUGAUUUCCAGUCUAUCUCAGCGGAGAGCCUCAAUGACAGGAGGGAAGCUGGGACUGGGCUGGGAAGCUGGGGGAGCAGCGGGCUGGGGCAGGGGGCGCAGCUGGAGAGGAAGAGGCUGUCAGCGGCAGCGAGGAGCCUGCCCUUCUGUCUCCUCCCCUCUGUGGCCCUUUGCCCAUCUUUGGGAGGAUGCCCAGGCCUGCCCUGGGCCUGCCUUCUCCGCACUCUCAGGUCGGGGAAAUGCCUCCCCAAGACCCAGACUGGGAUGCUCCUGGGCAGAUUGGGUCAGGACUGGGUCAGCCCAGGUUAAGCCCACGGAGUCAGGAUCCUCCCCACUCUCCUGUGGAUCUCACCUACUUCCUGCUCUCCCCUGGCUCUGGCUGGCUCUGCUGCAGUGGGGCAGGAGACCACUGUAAGAAUACUCUGGUCGGCAAUGGAAUAGCGGGGAGGUUUUAAAAUGACAGUUCUGUGAACUGCUCCAGGACUUCCGGUAUUAAAGUGAAGUACGGUCUCGGUC
This is a messenger RNA of Odocoileus virginianus texanus, 2088 nucleotides long. NCBI's taxonomy places the organism in Eukaryota, Metazoa, Chordata, Mammalia, Artiodactyla, Cervidae. The record is from RefSeq and is a predicted model, not a curated record.